GGGUUUGCUUCAAACAAACUGUCCUCUUUUUUUUGUGUCAAAGUGAGAGCCUGCUUCCAUGCGACAGCUAGCUGCCGCUUGAAUGGAUCGUAGAAUUUGAUUAGUUCAGCAAUAACUACACUAGGACUGUCGAAAGAAGUCCUUCACGGAAAACGGAACCCCAUUAGCCCGUGAACAAAUUUGGAAGAAUAGGAUGAAGUGAAGACAUCAACCGAUAGCAAAAUGUGGAGCGCAAAAAAAGCAUCAUCAAUGUCUGCUGCAGCGUCAUCGGGGUCUGCUGCAGCAUCAUCGAGGUCUGCUACAGCGUCAUCGAGGUCUGCUACAGCGUCAUCGAGGUCUGCUACAGCGUCAUGGAGGUCUGCUACAGCGUCAUCGAGGUCUACUACAGCGUCAUCGAGGUCUGCUACAGCGUCAUGGAGGUCUGCUACAGCGUCAUCGAUGUCUGCUACAGCGUCAUGGAGGUCUGCUACAGCGUCAUUGAGGUCCGCUACAGCGUCUUCUGGGUCUGCUACAUCAUCAUCUAGGUCUGUUGCAGCGUCAUCGGGUCUGCUGCAGCGUCGUCGGAGAUGCCGUCCACGCAUGAUGCUGGCUUCCGUUGCUCGUCGGUCGUUGAAACUGACGUGCAUCAAACUAGACAGUGGACAAGUGCAACACACUAUCGCUAUUGCAACCACCCACUGUCGGCAAGUGCAACACACUAUUGCUAUUGCAACCACUCACUGUGAUGCAAUGGGCGUCAGCAUCCGGCUGAGGAUCGGACACAGAGCAGAGUUGCGGACACGCAAGCCCCAGCACAUGCGUACUGCGUGGAAGAGACAAGCUGCACUUUGAUUGCCCUUCACGGAGCGUUCGAAGAAAGUGCAUCGGACUGAACUGUGGGCCACUGUAACGCACGCUAUUACUGCUGCAAACAUCUACAGUGAUGCAGAGGACAUCAACGGUCAACGUUCAAUUUUGCAUGUGUCUGAAAAAAAUAAUUUUCCGAGUGUGCUGCUUGUUGCCGCUUGCUGCUGCUUGCUGCUGCUGCUAUCUUGCUUGUUGUGCAUGGAUCAUGGUCGUCGUUAUGUCAUAGCAGUGGGCUUGUGCGCAUGUCUGUGUGUGUGUGUGUCUGUGUGUGUGUGUGUCUGUGUGUCUGUGUGUGUGUGUGUGUGUGUAGCUGUGUGGUGUAGCGGUCAAUUCUUCAGCCUUGCAAGCUGUUGAAUGGUGCAAUCCCAGCACAAGCUGAUAUGGCUUCUGCUGUAGCAUCGCUAUCAUCACCUCCGGCGAUGGGCGUCCAAUGGUCCAAUGGUGUGUGUGUGUGUGUGCGUGUGUGUGUGUGUGUACUGAGGAGAUGCUCCCCGCAUGAAACUCACGGUUGCUAGCAUGGCUGCUUGUACCCCAUGGGCUUACAAGGAGCGCAGCAUGGAUGCUUCCCCUAUCGUCAACCACUCAGCAGUUUACAGCUAGCUUUUUAUAUUCUAAUGCCGGGAGAGCUGGGUGAUUGGAUGUGACA
Sycon ciliatum is the source of this 1492-nucleotide messenger RNA. Its product is annotated as pneumococcal serine-rich repeat protein-like. The record is from RefSeq and is a predicted model, not a curated record. The transcript is spliced from 4 exons. Lineage: Eukaryota; Metazoa; Porifera; Calcarea; Leucosolenida; Sycettidae. Bases 223 to 831 code for a protein of 202 amino acids.